UCAAGACCCAACUUCAGCCACGGUACUGUGGUACUCUCAUCAGCUAGACCAGCUUGGUUAACUUGGUCUACUGACUUCUGCUCUUCCACCCCAGAAGCAGGGGUCUUCGGGCAGCAAUAAUUCAGCAGAAAAGGCGAGCCAUCGGUACUUUGAAGUGGACCAGAGGAUAUGCUAGCUUCAGUAGUGGCAAACAUGUUGGUCCUUGUUAUUCUUCGAGAUGAUAUACCUGUCAUCAGUACUCAGUAGUGACCGGCUUCAACAAACUUCAGUUUCCUGUCCAGCUCACUCCCUAUCAGGUGUUGUGCGCCUAUCAUCCGGGGAGCUACUGCUCACAAUUAUAAUUUGUCUUUGUCGAGGUAAGUCUUUACUACUCCUUAAGACCCUAACGUAGGCGUCCACACUCAUGCUUAAGUCGUGCAAUUAUGAAUUAGUAAGCAUAUUUAAUACUAGAAUAGUUACUCUAGCCCUGUUCAAAAACCUGAGACUUAAAUCACAAUGCAGUGAGUUAUAUUCAACUUAUUGCUCGACCUGCCAUCCUAUCGCUUUGCAAAUUCGUGAGCGACCCGUCGUUGCAAUCCAAAUGUCGCCAUGUUCCUUCCAGGAUAACAUGACGUGCUCCACCUCGUAGACGGACCUGUGCCACUACUCAUCGUCAGCACGCCAUGACAGCCGCAGCAACAAGGUCACCUCCUCUCGGAACGGUGGCCGGUUCCUCGCCUCCCGCCACAGGAAAAUAUCACUCUCAGAUUUCUUCAUCUAUGGGUCGGCGCAAUCCAAGAGUGACACACACCAGCAAUGAAUGGCUCUGGUAUUGACCAAGAUGAGAACAUGGAACAUUGAGACGUAUGUCAACCCAAUGAAUUGGAUAUUGAAGAAUGGCUGGAUAUAGAUGAACCAGCUGAUAUUUAUGUUCUUAGCUGUUUACGUGCAUCUGUUCGAUCUAUGGCUUCUCGGCGCUCUCCCAGGGAAGAAUGUGCGCCUUCAAAGGAAGGUGAACUUAAGAGUAAAAGCAGCUAAUGAGUUAUAGUUUAACAAAGAUGGCUCAGCUAUCAAGAAGCUCCAGACUGGAGUCAAUAAGCUUGUUACUGCUACUUCCUAACUGGUGCAUAGAUAAUUUAACGCCGCUUGUGCGGCAAUCUCCAUCUAUAUGUGACCUGCAAAAGAUAAAUCCUUAAAUAGUAGGUCAAUUGCGAAGCUUUGUUAGUGAUGAUCCGAUGAUCAAGAACCGAAGCACCUUCAAGAUUGGAACUGCAGAGUGGUCGGGUUCUCAGAUGUAAGCUGCACAACAUUAAGCUAUCUCCCCAUCGAUAUUGCACACUUUAACUUGUUACCAUAUUUAGUUCUUUUGUAUGCCUUUAUAGUGGCUUGUUAAUUUACACUGCUGGUUCCUGCAACCUUUUACAAAUUGGUAAAAAUGAAAAUUGAGAGAGGAAAAUUUGUGCUGAAGCUUUAUUCGUCCUUUGGUUAAGUGAUUACUGAAUGAAAACAAAUUUAAAAAUAGUAAUAAGGUUUUUGUUCUAUCAAACACAAUCAAGAUUUGUUAGCUUGCUUGCUGCUGCUUAGAUCAAUAUUGGUUUCUCACAUCAACUAUGCUAAUGUUGAGGUGAUAAUCAGUCCUUCACUAGCAUAAGGAUGUAUAUGCAGACUAAUUUUUGUCUCCGUUGCAUGGCAUUUGUGUUGUUGUAUACUGCUCAAGUACUGCUUAUGAGAUUGCUUGAACUUUAUCCUAGAGCCUCAAGAGUUGUCGUUGGCCAAAGCUACAUCUAUCUUUCUUUCAGUGUUUUGCUGGAACUGAUAACGUUUCGAGUCUGCAGAAGAAUGAAUCAUAGAAAGUUAAUGUGUGCAUCCAUGGUUGUGGUCUUGACACGGCGGAGCGGACCUCGCUCGGGAAGCUGCUGCAGCCGGUAGACUAUUGAUUGGAACUUUUAGGUCAAUCCCUGUUUUGUUCCCAUGCUUGAAAUUGAUGGUCUUCAUUUUGUUGGUUGUGACAAAAGUCAAAACCGGAUGGAGGAUUGGGCUGACAUGUUACUAAGGAUGUAUGUUAGAUGGGGAGAGAAGCAGCGUUAUAAGACACGAGUAGUUGAGAAAUCACCUGGUGAACAGGCCGGUAUAAAAUCAGCAACUGUUGAACUAGAGGGGAGAUAUGCUUAUGGCUAUCUCUCUGGCGAGAAAGGGACACACAGGAUUGUUCGUCAAUCACCAUUUAAUGCUAAAGGGCUUCGGCAGACAAGCUUUGCUGGUGUUGAGGUUAUGCCUCUUCUACCAGAGGAAUCCAUGGCUGUGGACAUACCUGAAGAGGACCUGGAGAUAAGCUUCACAAGAGCUGGAGGUAAAGGAGGCCAGAACGUGAACAAGGUGGAAACGGCUGUUCGCAUGGUUCAUAUUCCAACUGGAAUUGCAGUUCGCUGCUCAGAGGAGAGGAGCCAGCUGGCCAACAAAAUAAAGGCCCUCAGCCGGCUCAAAGCGAAGCUGCUGGUGAUCGCCCUGGAGCAGCGUGCAUCAGAAAUCAAGCAGAUCCGUGGAGACAUUGUGAAGGCAGAGUGGGGGCAGCAGAUACGCAACUACGUCUUCCACCCCUACAAGUUCGUCAAGGAUGUCAGGACAGGGUGUGAGACGUCGGACAUCACUGGCGUAAUGGAUGGAGAGCUAGAUCCCUUUAUCAGAGCAUACAUUAAGUACAAGCUAACUGCGGCAGCUACCAGCUGAUUUUUGUUGAGGAGCAUAGCGAUGAGUGAUACCUACAUCCAUUGUAUUAUGUUGUAGUAUGAGGUUUUCAUCUCUCUUGAUUUAGUAUAAUUUCAUAGCACUAGCAAUCUAGCAUUGUAUUUAUUGAUCUAGGAAUCGAAGUGGAAACAUGG
This is a messenger RNA of Zea mays, 2858 nucleotides long. RefSeq names its product peptide chain release factor PrfB1, chloroplastic. Gene Ontology annotation, molecular function: translation release factor activity. The transcript has 12 exons. Gene Ontology annotation, biological process: translational termination. The record is from RefSeq and is a predicted model, not a curated record. Lineage: Eukaryota; Viridiplantae; Streptophyta; Magnoliopsida; Poales; Poaceae. Bases 1951 to 2706 code for a protein of 251 amino acids.